Gekko japonicus is the source of this 690-nucleotide messenger RNA. It is a transcript of the gene RAB17, whose product is annotated as RAB17, member RAS oncogene family. Gene Ontology annotation, molecular function: GTPase activity; GTP binding. The coding region runs from base 1 to 690 and encodes 229 amino acids. The transcript has 6 exons. Lineage: Eukaryota; Metazoa; Chordata; Lepidosauria; Squamata; Gekkonidae. The record is from RefSeq and is a predicted model, not a curated record. Gene Ontology annotation, cellular component: endosome.
AUGGGCAACGGUCAGGAGAUGGCCCAGAGAACGACAGGGAACAAAGAGGUCAGCUUCCUCCAGGAUGCCCCCGGCUCUAAAGAAUUUUCUUGCGUUUUUAAAGUCGUCCUUCUGGGUAGCAGCUCUGUAGGGAAGACAAGCCUAGCUUACCGCUAUGUGAAAAAGGACUUCCAGGAUUCUCUGCCUACCGUGGGCUGUUCCUUCUUCAACCAGUGUGUCACUUUAGACGCCACCACGGUCAAGUUGGAGAUCUGGGACACGGCCGGCCAAGAGAAGUACCACAGCGUCUGCCAUCUCUAUUACCGAGGAGCAAACGCAGCUCUUCUGGUCUACGACAUCACCAGGAAGGAAAGUUUCGAGAAAGCAAAGGUGUGGCUGAGUGAACUGGAGAAGGAAUUCCUUCAGAAUGAAAUAGUUAUCAUCUUGGUUGGCAAUAAGCUAGAUCUUUCAGAAGAACGGGAAGUCACCAUAGAGGAGGCAAAAGAAUUCGCAAAAACAAACUGCAUAUUAUACACGGAAACCUCAGCAAAGUCUGAUUACCAAGUGACAGAGCUCUUCGUGACACUAGCUCAUGAGCUGUUAGAACUGGAGCAGCAGAAAGAGAAGCUGCGUCACACGACACAUUGGAAAAAAUCACGGGUGGAUUUGCAAGAGACGGCUUCCCGCCGAAUGAAAUGCUGCCAGAAAUAA